Molecule: messenger RNA, 3871 nt
Organism: Lactuca saligna
Lineage: Eukaryota; Viridiplantae; Streptophyta; Magnoliopsida; Asterales; Asteraceae
Source: the annotation of a GenBank genome assembly
CUUUCUCCCCAUCGUCUCUCCAAUCCAGCGAUGUUCUCUGCUUCCCCCAAGCUACUCUGCCCUCAAAGUUUUUCUUUCACAACAUAUCCUAAUUACCAGCUCCCAUUUUCACCCAAAAUUCGCUUCCUUUAUCCUCACAAACCCCUAAUUCGAUGUGCCAGAAAAGGGUCCAAACGAACAGGUAAGUCGAGGUACCCAUCAGAAAAAAAGAAGCUAAAAUCAAUCCAACAAAUUCAAACCGAUAUCGAUAAGUUCAAAGGGUUUUGGAGGCUUUUCAAACUCGGUGUUCCCAUUGAUAGAGACGCUGGUAAAGAUUUUCUUGAUGUUUCUGAUGCUUUGCUUGAGGAGGUCGCCAAAGUUCUUGAAUUUCCGGUUGCUUCAAUGUUACCCCGAGAAGCUUUUACAGUUUUAAGGAAAUCCUUUGACGCUAGAAAGAGUCAGAAGGAGCCGAAAUUUGUGUACACAGUGGAAAUGGACGUCGAUAAGCUCCUGAAUCUUGAACCCCGAACAUGGGACUUUAUUUCACGCUUAGAACCCAAAAUUGGGGUCAUCGAGCAUACGCCUCAUGAGAAAGUCAUUGGUGAUUUAAUUAACAUAAUACAAGAUAACAAGAAACUCAACCAAGAUAGAGUGAAAGAAGAAAAUGGUCAUACUAAUUCAUUAAGUUCUUACAAGCUUCCAUCUACUAAAAAGGCAAAAAUUGCAGUUGUGGGAAGUGGUCCAUCUGGUUUGUUUGCUGCUCUUGUGCUUGCAGAGUUUGGUGUUGAUGUGACUUUGAUAGAAAGAGGGCAACCCGUUGAGAAACGUGGGCGUGAUAUUGGUGCUUUGGUUGUCAGGCGAAUACUGCAAACCGAAAGCAACUUUUGUUUUGGCGAGGGUGGUGCAGGUACUUGGAGUGAUGGAAAGUUGGUGACUAGAAUUGGGAGGAACAGUGGAAGUGUGUUGUCUGUUAUGAAAACCUUAGUUCGGUUUGGAGCUCCAGAAAGCAUCCUGGUUGAUGGAAAGCCCCAUUUAGGAACCGAUAGACUCAUACCACUUCUCCGUAACUUUCGACAACAUUUACAAGAUUUGGGGGUUAACAUAAGGUUUGGAAGUAGGGUGGAUGAUCUGAUUGUAGAAAAUGGUCAUGUUGUUGGAGUGAAUGUAUCUGAUUCAAGUGGAAGAUUAGGGUUUAGUAGUGAGAAGCUGGGAUUUGAUGCAGUUGUUCUUGCAGUUGGGCAUUCUGCACGUGAUGUAUACCAAAUGCUUCUUUCUCAUAAUACGGAAUUGGUCCCUAAAGAUUUUGCUGUUGGUUUGCGGAUUGAGCAUCCACAAGAAUUGAUAAACAUCAUUCAGUACUCAAAAUUGGCCAAUGAGGUUCGAAGUGGACGUGGGAAAAUACCAGUUGCUGAUUACAAGGUUGUUGAAUAUGUCAAAAGAGAAGACAACAACGAUACACCACAAAGGAGUUGUUAUUCUUUCUGCAUGUGUCCUGGUGGACAGGUGGUUGUAACGAGCAUAGAUCCAUCAGAACUUUGUAUAAAUGGCAUGUCAUUUUCUCGAAGAGCAUCUAAAUGGGCUAAUGCUGCACUUGCUGUCACUGUUUCACCAAAGGAUUUUAAUGAUCUUGGUUUUCAUGGACCUCUUGCAGGUGUUGACUUUCAGAGGGAAUUCGAACAAAGAGCAGCUAUUAUGGGAGGUGGAAAUUUCGUUGUCCCUGUGCAAACCGUUAAAGAUUUCAUGGAUAAUAAAUUGUCUGCGAGUAAUAUACCAUCAUCAAGUUACCGAUUAGGGGUGAAGGCAGCAAAUCUGCAUGAGUUGUUUCCUGUUCAUAUAACAGAGGCAUUGCAGCAUUCAAUCAUGGCGUUUGACCAAGAGUUACCAGGAUUCAUUUCCAGUGAUGCCCUUCUUCAUGGAGUAGAGACUAGAACUAGCUCUCCUGUCCAGAUUCCUAGAAAUCCAGACACUUUCGAGAGCAUGUCAUUGAGGGGAUUAUAUCCAGUGGGAGAAGGUGCAGGGUAUGCAGGUGGGAUUGUGAGUGCAGCCGUUGAUGGGAUAUCACUUUUUCUGAUCUCUUUCUGCUUCAAUUAUGGUGAUAUAGCAUAUCACUCUGUAAAGAAAUUUGUUGUUUUUAAAGAUCUGGGAAAUGUUUUUGAUCAUAUGAUAGAAGAGCUUAAUCCAAUGUGGCCAAAUUUAAAGACUAGAGAAGUUAGCUCUAGAUACAAAUCACCUACACCAAGGCGUUGUCCUUCUCCAAACACAACAAGAAAAGCUACAACACCACAAGUAUCCCCACCAAAUAGAGCUAUAUCUGCAGAAAGAAGACGACCCGGAACACCAAAAUUACCAUCAUACCCCUCCACCCCAAUCCAUGAUACAUCUAUCAAUAUGGAAGUGAUAACCAGAAAGGCAAUUCCUUCACCAAUGCGUAGUCUAAGUGUUUCUUUCCAAUCUGAUUCGUUUUCCAUGCCCACUAGUAAGAAAGAGAAGCCACCUCCUCAAGCUCUUUCUGAUAGAACCCUAAAGUCAUCAUCAAAUGUAUCACAGAAACCUUCUAGAAAGUCUACCCCUGAGAGGAAAAGAAGUCCACUCAAGGGUAAAAAUGUCAUCGACCAAUCGGAAAAUUCCAAACCUUUAGAGAGCUUACAUUCCAAACUAGUGGAACAACAUCGGUGGCCUAGCAGAACAAGUUCUAAAUCCAAGCCUUUAGGAAAAUCUACAAGCGAUCCUGCGAGGUUAUUAUCGUCAUUUUCCGAUAAAGGAAAGUUGGAAUAUGACAAUCUACUAAGAAUGUCGAAUCUUGUUUCUUCAAGGUCUCAAUCUUUACCUGUUGUUACACCAAACAAGCCAUCUGUUUUGGCUUUGAAAAAUGUGAGUCCUUCUAGAAGGUCUUGUAGUCCUUUGAGACAACCCUGCAACUCGAAUAAAGCUUCUGUUCUCACAUUUAUUGCUGAUAUUAAAAAGGGAAAACGAGUUGUUGAUCAGAUAGAAGAUGCUCAUUAUCUGAGACUACUUCACAAUAGACAAAUUCAGUGGAGAUUUAUUAAUGCCACUUCAGAAGCUGGCUUCAACUCCCAGAAAUCAACUGCUAAGAAAUCUUUAUUUAAUGUGUGGAGAAGUACCUCAGAACUCCAUGAUUCAGUAGCUGCAAAGAGGAUUGAGCUCAAUCAGUUGAGACUGAAGCUAAAGCUUUAUUCAGUUUUAAAUCAACAAAUGACUUAUCUCAAUGAAUGGGCUUCAAUUGAAAAGGAGCACAAAUUUGCUUUGUCUGGUGCUAAUGAAGAUCUAGAGUCAAGCACUCUUCGAGUCCCUGUAACUAGAGGUGCAAUGGUGGAUAUUGAAACUUUGGAGUCUUCUCUUUGUUCAGCUAUCCAAGUAAUGGAAACAAUUGGAUCUUCCAUACAGUCUACUCUAUCAAGGAUGGAGGGACCAAAUUGUCUGGUUUCUGAACUUGCUACUGUGGUAUCACAUGAAAGAGCUCUUCUUGAUGAAUGUGAAGUUCUAUUGACUUUUGUAGCUUCUUUACAGGAAAAGGAAUACAGCCUUAGGACACACCUAGUACAAUUGAAACAAAAUUGGACAACUCCAUAAGUCUAUAUUUUCCAUCAUGAUAACUUACUUUUACUUUUACCAUUUACUAAGGAAGAAAAAGUCUUGAAGAAAUUGGUAAAGUCAUGGAAAAUUGGUGAACAUGACAUUUAUAGUUUUAUCAUGUGAAGAUAUCUCUUAUAGUGAUACAUGCCUUGUGGCAAAACUAACACAAUGAGUAUAUAGUUUUUUUUAGAAGCGGAAAGAUGGAAUACAACAACCAAUGUUACAAUCAAACUAAGAAAUAACGUGUAAAUAUUACGUGAAGAGUUACGAUAUCAUAAUAUAUGUUCUAUAGAACGAU